Messenger RNA from Aspergillus puulaauensis, 2556 nucleotides. RefSeq lists its product as uncharacterized. Gene Ontology annotation, molecular function: DNA binding; zinc ion binding; DNA-binding transcription factor activity, RNA polymerase II-specific. Lineage: Eukaryota; Fungi; Ascomycota; Eurotiomycetes; Eurotiales; Aspergillaceae. The coding region runs from base 1 to 2556 and encodes 851 amino acids. The record is from RefSeq and is a predicted model, not a curated record. The transcript is spliced from 7 exons. Gene Ontology annotation, biological process: regulation of DNA-templated transcription; DNA-templated transcription.
AUGGACUCCGGAAUCGGCAGCGAUAAGAGCCCUAAACAGUCGCUUGGGCGCGUUCGGCGCAAACGAGCCUCAAAGGCCUGUCUUCCUUGCCGGGCGCGGAAAGUCCGAUGUGAUGUUGCCGUCCGUGGCAAGCCGUGCACGAAUUGUCGGUUGAAUGAUGGGGAUUGUGUGGUGGUUGGGAGGCCGUCGAAAUAUCGUGUCCGGGGUAAGGCAGAGCGCAAGGUAAAUGACGAGGCCUUGGACUGUAUUACGCCCCUGUCAAUAGAUCGUGAUGGACUACAUGGAUCAGUGUCGCAGUCGCAGGCCAGGUCGCCCUCUGCUAAUUAUCCCCACCCCAACUGGUCUAUGCCCUCCCUAGACGAGGCGAGUACGGACUUCUGGCAGAGUAGCUGGACGCCCUCGCCAUAUCUGGUGGGACAAGAGGAUAUAGGUCAUCUAGGUGGCAUCUCGUACGAGGCACAGACAAAUGUAGACGGUCUCUCGUCGAUUCUAGGCAAGUACAACGGGGACUACAAGCAAAGUCCAAUCACUACUGCAGCCGACGAUAUCAACAGCGGUCUACUGCAAGAAAUCUGCGGUAUAAUCGGGGCCGAUCAGACAAAAGCCCCAUUCAUAAACCAGUCCCGACACCCUCUCAUCAAGUUCGACGACUUCUCGCAGAAUGAACCCCAGGAUAUCCAGUUCUUGCGAGCGAAUGGGUGUUUUCAUAUUCCCCUAGCACCGGCUCUGGGCGAGUUCAUGCGCCAGUACUUUCUAUACGUACACCCUCUCCUCCCCAUGCUCGACGAGGCAGCAUUCUGGGACGCUUUCGAUGGUCUGAGUUCAGGCCCCAGCCUCGAUUUUCCAAUUUCCAUCUUCACUUUCCAAGCCAUGCUCUUUGCAUGCUGUAGUUUUGUCUCUUCAUCAGUACUCCGUUCCAUCGGGCUUGGGAGCAUCAGAGAAGCACGCAAAGUGCUGUACCGGCGAGCAAAGUUAUUGUUCGACUUCAACGGCAAAAGAGACCCUAUCGCGACGGCACAAGGCGCCCUACUACUGUCCUAUUCCCCAGACACCAACGACCGCCGCACCAAUUCCUUCUGGCUGAGCGUCGCAAUCCAGAACUCAAAGAACGCAAACGCACAUGCAUACGACAUACUCACCAAUAUCCCAGAGAAAGAAAAACUAAGAAAGAAACGGCUCUUCUGGUGCUGUAUUCUCCGAGACAGGAUUCUCCCCCUGGGCGUGCGCCGCUCGAUAUACAUCACAAACACACAUUUCAACUUCAGCACGAAUGCCCCGUUAACUGCCCAGGAUCUCGAAGGCGAGAUAUCCCGGUCAAAGGUCUACAGUCCGCGAGCAAAAAGGUCACUCGCGGAACUGGUGGCGAGUCUCUGCGAACUCGCCGUCAUUUUAACUGAUGUUAUCAUGCUUCUAUACCCGGUUGAUGAAUUGCCGGCGUCUUCGUUCCCUGGCAAUUCCAUCCCAAUCACAAAGCAGCAGUCGCUCAUCGAGCGAGCGAGAUCAGAUCUCACUCGCUGGUACGAGGGCGCUGUUGUGAAAUUCCCUACUCCGGCUGGUAUUGGCGAUGCCCAUGAAUCAGUGGUCUUAUAUACGAACCUCAUGUAUCUCUACUACCACUCCGCCCAAAUGGCACUAUGCCAUCACGAACUCCUCGUUUCGAAAGCAGGUCAUAACUCGCCAAAUGACAACCUCGCACAGGCGCAGCUUCACCGGAUAAAGACGACCCUCCAGGACGAAGCAACAAGCAUCGCCGAUAUAAUGAAAGAGCUCCUACAGUUGAAGUUAACACGAUACCUCCCGAUUACCGCGGUCGCAUAUAUCGCCCUUCCAUUAACCCUCAGCAUCCUCGACGUCAAACUCUCGCUCACAGACUUCCAAUCCGCGACCCGGCAACGCCGAUUACAGAUCUUCACUGAAGCUAUGAAGGUGCUACAGUUCCAUUACGACGGGACGGAUCGUGUCUCUGACGCUAUCGAGAGAGUCAUCCGCCAUCUUGCCAUCAGUAAAAGCCCAGAGAGUGCCCCGGCAAACAACAGUGCCUUUUCCAGCGAGCAGAAUGGAGAUAAAGGUAAGGAGAGAGCACAGCAAAGAGUUACCGAAUGGGGCGAUGUCCUUGUUCGCCGCCCUGGUUGCUAUUUGCGUAUUGCGAUGACACUCGAUUUGGCCAUGUCGCGGGGUGAGUAUCCAGACGAACAGGCUUUUCCUACUUGGCUACAGACGAGUAGCCUGGCGAGUAGUCUUCCGCUGUGCGGUCCCAAUCAAAACGGAGAAAGGGCCAGUGGAAUCGAUGGUUUGGGUACUUAUCACGGCCGGAUAGAGGCAGAGGCAGAGUCUGCAGGGGAUAGUAGGUCUCAUGGACAUUUUAAUGCAGCGGAUCAGGCCCUGCAAUACGGAUACGGGGUCAAUUCGCAUGGAGUCCAUGACUCUGUGAGAGUACUCCGGGUUGAAAACAUGCUGCAGCCGUCCGGGUUCGAAAAUGCGUCUCUAGACACGAACUCCGCGAGAGACUGGUUACUGGAUGCGCAGAUAUCCGGCGUUCUGCAGGACUUUUGCUAG